AUGUCAUCACCUCCUGUACGUUUCCUCUCCAAUUUUCUCUCAAAAUCCCCACAAGGUCUCUCUCCUCUCGCCACAAGUCCUACUCAUCGAACGAACAAUACCAUCACUCCAUUUGUAUCUUCCUCCAACUCAUCCUCUGCACUCACUUCAAGUACUACUUAUUCGCAUCAUCUCAUACUUUCAAGUACCCCUCUCUAUACAUUGAACGACCUUCCCGAUGAUGUCUAUUUUCUCAUUGCUUCCUUUCUCAUCCCACGAGUUCCACAAUUAUGUGAUUCCAACGUUCGUCUCAAUAUUGGCAUCAUGAUCAACCUCUCAAGUAUUAGUAUGCAUUGGAGAGAGUGGGCAGAGACCAUCACGGUACAACAAAACUUUUGGAGAGAUUUUCUCUUUCAAGAAAUGAUUCGUAGAAAUAUUCGUUUGAGUUUGGUUCAUGCUUCGACGUUUUUCCAAAAUUCUUCUUCUGCAAAUAAUACAACAAGUUCGAAUAGUAACAGCAGCAGCAAUAGCGGAGUGAAGAGAAAGAAUUCAGUGUUGGAGGAUGUGAUUCGUCGUGAGAAGGAACUCCGAUUGGAUUACAUGAUGAAUGGUGGAUUGAAGAAUGGAUCGUAUUAUGAGGCGGAGGUUUUGAAUGAUGAUGUUGGCGAUGACGAUGAUGAUGAUUAUUUUGCAGAUGAUGUGGGAGGUGUGGUGGGUGGAUUUAAUGAUAUGAAUUCCUUGUUGCGAAGAGGUGAUUAUUUGUCUUACACAAGUGGGGACCUGCAACCACACAAAGAAUUCUUCUUAAAAUUGCCAUACAAUACCAAUUGUGUUACGUGGGGAGCGUCGACCGAUUAUGAUUCAGAAAUCAUCAUAUCAAGUCCAAUAGGCUACAACAGAGAAAUGAACUGCCACUUUGGAUUAGUAUUUGGCCGUACUGUCAAACGAGUUACAUUUCAGAAUUUGAAAAUAGAAGGAGCACGGAUAUACGGCAGCAGUUUCAUAAAUAGUACUGUAAAAGUCAAAUUAAUUAAUGGUGUGGGUUCAUCUAUUGAAAUUUUUGAUAGCUUGGUGACAACAUCAGGCAUGUCUUUCGAGGAGAUAGAACAAUUCUCCAUUCGAAAUACAAAGUUUAUAGAUUCUUGGCUUGCAUGUGAAAAUUGUGAAAGUGUUGAAAUAGACAAUGUACAAGUCUCAGGAAUGAAUAACGAAGCAGGAAUAUCUUUUAUUACCAAUGCAAAUACUAUUCAAGUUUUUAACUCAAUAUUUUCCUCCCCACUUUCUGUAGAUACUGUAAAUACCAUGCAUGUUUCAGACUCUAUUUUUGAGUUUAGCCCUUUCUUGGAUAGAAUUGACGACAAGAGGCCUGAUAGUAAUCUGUGGAUUAGUUUGGUUUUUAAUUGUACAAUUACACGAUCGAAAAUUCGAAAUAGUCAUGAUUUUCCAGCUGUAAGAUUCCAGCUCAUUGGAGAACUUCAUUUAUAUGACAUAGAAGUCACGAACAACAGCUGUGUGAAUUGCAUGCAACGUCAGGAAAUAAUUUUUUUAAAGUCAUGCAGUGAGGCAAGAAUAACGAAUAGCUUAUUCACAAACAAUGCAGCUGGAAAGACAGGAGUUCUUUCGGCUGAACAUAGCAGAGUGUACUUUUCUUCAUGUUUAUUCGAAAACAACACCUCUCUGCAAGAUGGAGCAGCUAUUGUCGCUACUUAUACGACUGUAAAAAUUGAAGACAGCGUUUUUCGAAAUAAUGUUGCCAUGACUGGGAACGGAGGCGCUAUUUAUUUGCAUGACCGUAUUAUUCAAUCAAGCUCAAUACCUACGUCAUUGCAGAUACUCAAUACAAUUUUAUCAAAGAACCAUGCUCUCAAUGGAAAAGGUGGAGCUGUAUACUCGAAUGGAGCUACUAUCUACAUGUUCGACACGCUUUUCUCAAACAAUUCUGCAUUAAUUUCAGGAGGUGCUGUCUCUUCUGACUUGUCACCUCGCUCCAUCAUAUUUUCUUGCCAAUUUCUACAUAAUACAGUGUUGACUUCAAUUGCUGCUCAAAAUGUGUCAGAUGGUUGGGGAGGAGCACUGAUUUCCAUGAAUGUUGUGGAACCUCUCAGUGUGGAACGGAGCGUUUUUGAGAACAAUGUUGCUUUGUUUGGUGGAGCCAUUUCUUGUGAGGCCUCAACUUCUAUUAUUGAGACAAAAAUCCAAAAUAAUAUUGCACAUUUCGGGGGUGGAGGAAUUUUUUUAACCUCUCGUGGUGAUCUCAGGUUCUUUGAAAGAGAAAUAGGGAAGAGCUACAAAAACAAUAGCGCUUUGUUAUACGGUCACAACGUUGGAAGCCCAGUAACCCAAUUUAGUAUACAGACUGAAGAAUGUGGAAGCUCUAGCGAUGCACCUUCCAAGUCAGCUGUUUAUUUUGGAGAAGAUUUUUGUAUUCGAUUCUAUGGUCUGAAAGAUGUGUGGGGAAAUUCUGUUCCAAUGCUAAUGGAGAAUGUUAAAGUCCUUUCACUUGAGCAGCAAGUAUUACUAGUGACGCCACUUACGAGCAGCGGUAAUGUUCUCAGUUCAAAGCUGAAACUUGUGCAAAAUAGCAAAUUCGAUUCCAUUCAACGAUUCAGAGUGGAGACAUAUCUUGUUUCAACAGAAUUUUCAUUGACCAUUCGAGAUUGUCCAACAGAUUGGAUCAUUGAAAAUGGAAUAUGUACUCAAGGAAUUCGAUUUUCAUUGAUUAUUCCACUUGUAAUUUUUGGAGGAAUUUCAGCCAUGUUGUUGAGUUUUGUGCUUGGAAUUUUCAUGUCUUUUCAUUUUGUGAAAUUAUUGAUUUGGUUGAGAAAAAUUUACAAAAGAGAACGAGUUGAGAAAGAUAUUGAAAAGAAAUUGUUGGAUUAUGAUUUUGGAAAUUUAACAAAUGAAGGAAUAUUGACAACAAACCAUUCUCUUCAUCAUGACCAUGACUCUUCACAACAUCAACAAGGUGAUUAUUAUGAACUUGAAACUUGUUCUGAUAUUCACUCACUCAGCAACAAGAAGAAGAAACACUUGCCAUUGUUAUCAUCAUUUUCAAAGAAUAGUUCAUCAAAUGCACUCUCAUUGAUCAUUCCAUCAAGUGAAUUGAAAUUUGAAAAAAAAAUUGGUGAAGGAGCCUCUGGAUCAGUUUAUUUGGCUCAAUGGAAUUCAAAUCGAGUUGCAGUGAAAACAUUAUCACGAGAUGAUGACUAUUCAAGUAUGGAUGAAUUUGAAAAAGAAAUUACAGUUCUCAUCCAGUUGAGACAUCCAAAUAUCAUUAAUUUUUAUGGAAUUUUCAUUUCAGAAUUCAAGAAAUAUAUGGUUGUUGAAUAUUUACAAGGUGGAAGUUUGGAUAAUUUGAUCAAGAAAAUGAAGAAUCAAAAUGUUAUCAUUUCAAUGAAAGAGAAAAUGAAAAUAUUGAUUGGAAUUGCCUCUGGAAUGAAAUAUUUACACAAUUUACAACCUGCCAUCAUUCAUCGAGAUUUGAAACCAGGAAAUAUUUUAUUGACAUCGGAUUACACAGCAAAAAUUGCAGAUUUUGGUCUCUCAAAAACUAUUUCAAUGAAUACUUGUAAUUCAUUGACGACCAACAUUGGAACUCUAUUUUACAUGGCUCCUGAAUUACUUUUAGGAACAGAUAUUUCAAGUGAAAAUGUUCAAGAAUAUGCCACAAAAACAGAUGUUUUCAGUUUCUCAAUCAUCAUGUGGGAAUUAUUGUUUGAAGAAAAUCCUUAUCACAAUGAUGAUUCACAAAAGAUUCAUUUCUUUUCAAAUCAACAUGACAGGAACAAGAAUGGAUCCAACAAUUCAAGAAAACAUGUGAAUUCACUCAAUUUCUUGUCACUCAUUUUGAAAGAAGGCAAUAGACCAAUCAUUCCUUUCAAAUCAAAUUCAAACAAUCAUUCUCAUCAUCAUCACGAUGAAAAUACUGCUAUGAAUUCAUCUGUAAACGACAACAACAACAAUAAUAUCACUUGGCAAAUGGAGGAUGAAACGGAAAUGAAAAUUUGGUGUGAGAAAUUCCUUCAAAAUUCAUCUCCUCCAUUUUUAUCAUUCAUGAAAGGAUACAUUUCAUUGAUGGAAGAAUGUUGGAAUGAAGAUCCUCUUCAAAGACCUGGUUUCAAUCGAAUUUUGGAAAUUCUCUACACUCUCAACAAUUUCUCUAACUAUUAA
Naegleria lovaniensis is the source of this 4149-nucleotide messenger RNA. RefSeq lists its product as uncharacterized. The record is from RefSeq and is a predicted model, not a curated record. The coding region runs from base 1 to 4149 and encodes 1382 amino acids. The transcript is spliced from 5 exons. Gene Ontology annotation, biological process: protein phosphorylation. Lineage: Eukaryota; Heterolobosea; Eutetramitea; Acrasida; Naegleriidae. Gene Ontology annotation, molecular function: ATP binding; protein kinase activity.